AUGCCUUAUUCAAAUAACAUUCCAACAUUUAAGAUGCCACCACCGCAAUUCUCAUUAUCCACCAGCAGCGAUAUCAUUCAGGUGAGUCCUCAAUUACCCAUGACCAACCAACAUACAGCAUUGGAUCGUUCCCAUUCAUUCAAAAGGCUAAGAAUGUCUGACAACAACCAUUCCAAUACAGUGAUGGGCCCUCCACCAAACAGACCAACAGGCAACAUUUUCUUCAAGACCUGUAUUUGUACUAGGUUUUGCUUUGGUACCUGUAGAAAUGGUGAAAAUUGUACCUUUGCUCAUGGGGCUCAUGAGAUAAGGCAGCCACCACCAAACUGGCAGGAGCUCGUAGGUCUCCAUACCCAGGAAUGGCUGCAAUUGGGAGGGAAUUCGAAUGAUGAUCAGAAAAUCAUUCACAAGAUGAAGCUCUACAAGAGGUAUUACAAUGGUCAGGAAUGUCCUUAUGGUGAUAACUAUAACUUUCUUCAUCAGGAUCCUACUGAGUUUAGGGACGACUCUUGGAAUACAAGAGAGUCCUCUGCCAUCAGCUCUGCCAUCAGCAUUAGAACUUGUAAUCAUUUGGAAGGCAAUAGGGUUGGGACUAAGCCAGUAAGGGGAACUAAUUGGAAUACUAAGAUAUGUCUCAAGUGGAUCAAUACCGGGUGUUGUACCUCAAAAUUUGCCCUCUCUUUUCAUCAAUAUUUUCUCACCACAAGACUCUUGGCACUGUUGACCCAAAUUAGGGUUUGA
Molecule: messenger RNA, 741 nt
Organism: Vicia faba (fava bean)
Lineage: Eukaryota; Viridiplantae; Streptophyta; Magnoliopsida; Fabales; Fabaceae
Source: the annotation of a GenBank genome assembly